Molecule: messenger RNA, 762 nt
Organism: Neoarthrinium moseri
Lineage: Eukaryota; Fungi; Ascomycota; Sordariomycetes; Amphisphaeriales; Apiosporaceae
Exons: 1
Coding region: 1-762 (253 amino acids)
Source: RefSeq, a predicted model, not a curated record
AUGGUUUCCCUCAAGUCAUUGUGCCUUUACGGCGCCGCGCUCAUUACCGCGGUUCAGGCCAUACCUACUCCGUCCUCGGAUACUUCCCUUGCCGGCAGAGACGCCUCUUUAGGUUCGUCUGAAAUUCAGCCCGCCGCUAUUGCGCGCGAGAUUUUGGAUGGAUCAGACUCCACCGAUCUAUCCAAAAGAGUCGGACGUGGCCGCAUGACUCUGCAGUGGUCAGCCCAAGGUCGCAUCUUUUUCAUGCUCGGCGCUGGUUUCCCUCAAAGCAUUAUCGACAGCUUUGCACAACUGGGUGAAGGUGGUCCAGCCAAGGGUUUGAUGUCCGAGUUUUGGGGCUGGGCUCUCGACCACCAGUCUCUCAACCGGAACGUCCGUGAGGCGUGGCGGAUGACGAAUUCUGCCACGAGAAGUGCCAUCUAUGGCAAAGCUGGAGGCGUCAUUUCGAACGACUUCGGGUUCGGCCUUCAGACGGCCGGCGCCUAUGCCAACCCUACGCUCGCUCAGAUGCAGAACCUGAUCCAGGCAAUCCAUGACUGGGCCAGCUCACAGGGCAGCGUCGUGCAGGUCAUCCAGCGCCCCAACGACUUUUUCAGCCUCUCUGAGAUCGGGGCAUCGACGCGACGUGACUUGGAGGAUCGUGCUCGCGGAAGCACUUGCCCUAAGAGCCAGAACUUACUGCAGUAUGCUACCAAAGAUGUUUCUAGCGAUCUGAACAUCAACAGAGAUUUCCGAGCGGCUGGACAGUGUGGCAACAUGUGA